AUGGUGGUCGCGUGCGUCGUCGAGUUCGGGUCAAAUCCUUCUGGAUCCGGCGCCCAGACGCCGUCGGCCAGCGCGGGGGUGGUGGUAUUCUUCACUGUUCAGAUUGAAUCUUCAUUGAUCCAGAUACCCGCGGUGUGCUUCUUUCCUGCGGUGUGGUGCGCCGCGGGGGAUGUCUACAACAUCCCGGCACUGAUGUCGGUGAACGGAUUCGAGCAAGGAGAGGAGGGAGGGCCGGCGAAGUGCGACGGCCAGUACCACAGCGACAGCCUCUUGCUGGUGGCGAUGACUUCAGCGUGGUACGGGCCCGGCUUCCGGUGCGGCAAGGUGAUCAGCAUCAAGAGCGCCGGCGGGGUCACCGUGCAGGCCAUGGUCGUCGACGAAUGCGACACUGACAACGGCUGCGGCAUCACCGAGAUCAGCACGUCGGCCGCCGUGUGGCGUGCCUUUGGGAUUGACACCAGCGUCGGCGAGGUGCCCGUCACCUGGUCAGAUGUGUCUAACUGA
Hordeum vulgare subsp. vulgare (domesticated barley) is the source of this 504-nucleotide messenger RNA. Its product is annotated as putative ripening-related protein 6. The coding region runs from base 1 to 504 and encodes 167 amino acids. The transcript is spliced from 2 exons. NCBI's taxonomy places the organism in Eukaryota, Viridiplantae, Streptophyta, Magnoliopsida, Poales, Poaceae. The record is from RefSeq and is a predicted model, not a curated record.